Aspergillus niger is the source of this 1722-nucleotide messenger RNA. RefSeq lists its product as uncharacterized. Bases 1 to 1722 code for a protein of 573 amino acids. The record is from RefSeq and is a predicted model, not a curated record. Gene Ontology annotation, molecular function: oxidoreductase activity; FAD binding. Lineage: Eukaryota; Fungi; Ascomycota; Eurotiomycetes; Eurotiales; Aspergillaceae. The transcript is spliced from 2 exons.
AUGGGAGAUAUCGGAAUUCCUUCUCGAUGUAAAUUUCCUGAGGUGCAGCAGCAAGUCUAUCAUGCUCAAUGCGGAGACGAUUCUUCUGAGCGAGAAGCAGACGAUGCUCGGAGAAAAGUCGUGCCCCUUUUGGCAAGACUACACCGAGGCUCGGUGCUGUUUCCCAAGUCGCAGGGCUACAUUUACUCUGUCUCUGUUGGAAAUCUCCGCUAUCGUCUAAAAAUUCCUGCCGCUGUUGUGCAUGCAGUAACAGUAUGGGAUGUCGUGGCGGCAGUCCGAUUCUGCAGUCAAGAGAAAUUGAAGUUGAACAUCCGACGUGGUGGACACUCGAACGCGGCGCAUUGCUUGAACGACAAUGGUAUCGUUCUGGAUAUGCGAAUGUUAAACAAAGUGGUCAUUCAGUCCAACCAGGAAAGGAUCUAUGUGUCUGGUGGUGCGCUGUGGAAAGACGUAUAUAAAGAGCUACAUGAUAAAGAUCCUCGUCUUAUCGUUGUGGGUGGUCAGUGUCCGACUGUCGGCGUGAGUGGCUUCUUGCUUGGCGGCGGUAUAAGCCCAUUCUCUCGCUCCUAUGGACUGGGCAUCGACAAUAUCGAAGUGAUACAGAUUGUCAAGGCGAAUGGAGAAUUGGCUAUUGUGAGCGCAGAAAACCAUCCUGAUCUCUUCUGGGCACUCCGUGGUGGAGGUGGCGGUAAUUUCGGCGUCGCAACCGGAUUCUUCUUGAAGCUCCAUAAGCUCAAUCAUCCUGAAGGACUAGUGACGUGUGGUACACUAGGAUGGUCGAUUGAGGACUCGACAUCAAGAAAGAAAUUUAUCGACACGAUGAGGAACUGGGAUCAAAGUCCCCUGCCGGCAGCACUAUGCGGCGACGCCCUCUGGCGAUACAGACGAGACCGCGAAAGCAAGGAGAAAAAGCUCUGGGCAGAGAUAACCACCAUGUACAAUGGUGGAAAGAGCGAGUGUAUUAGCGAGUUGGCUAAGGUUUUGCGCGGUGAACCUGAUGUGAACACCCCCAAGGAGAUGAAAUUCUAUGAAUGGGAAGUUGGGGGAGAGGCGUUUGCCAACCAUUCUCGAGUCCAUCACCACCAUUCCUCUGUUAUCAUUGAGAAAGAAUGGAUGAUUUCCAUAAAAGAACAUGAGCCGGAAAGCGAGAGGGGUGGAUGUCACGUUCUUUGGGAUCAUCUUGGUGAGCAAACAGGCCAAUGGAAGCCGGACGAAACAGCCUUUCCCUGGCGUACCGGAGAGUACGCGCUUUCGAUGAAAUCAAGCUGGGAUAAGGAAGAGAAGGAAGGCCAGAUGAUUCGAGAAGUGCAAAGACUCCGGGAGGAGCUAAAGAAAUUUGCCAUCGGAGGGAAAGCGGCAUAUGUGAACUACAUCGACAACACAUUGACUGACUGGUGGGAUGCAUAUUACGAUGCCAACUACAAGAGGCUCCGGCAGUUAAAGGAAAUUCACGAUCCUGAAGAGUUCUUUGAGUUCCAGCAGAGUAUUCGGAAACCCAAAAGCGAACAUCCAGCAAUGCCUGCUAUACCGUCAUGCAAUACUACAGACUAUAAGGCGGAAUUGGAAGAGAAGAACGAUUCCGUUGAAGACGUAAUCGAAAAUACUACUCAGAACCAGGAAUUAAGAUCCCAUAAUGCCCCCGCUCAGUCAGCAUAUGCAAUGAGAUAUGGCAGUCUUCAAAGUGGGCGUUGGUCUGCAGUGCAUUUGAAGCGACAGUUUUAG